Molecule: messenger RNA, 942 nt
Organism: Drechmeria coniospora
Lineage: Eukaryota; Fungi; Ascomycota; Sordariomycetes; Hypocreales; Ophiocordycipitaceae
Exons: 3
Coding region: 1-942 (313 amino acids)
Biological process (GO): phosphatidylinositol biosynthetic process
Cellular component (GO): Golgi apparatus; membrane
Molecular function (GO): CDP-diacylglycerol-inositol 3-phosphatidyltransferase activity
Source: RefSeq, a predicted model, not a curated record
AUGGCCUCUACCCGUCAGACUCGAUCUCGGAAAUCCGUCAAGACUCGCGACACGUCGCCUUCGUCGGAUGAGGACACUCGCGAGGUCGGCAAGAAAGGAAACGGUACCGUCGUCACUACCCUGGAAGAAUCGGAACCGACCGAAAACAUCUUUCUCUUCUGGCCGAACAUCAUUGGCUACUGCCGAGUUGUCCUCGCCAUUGCGUCUCUAUACUACAUGCCCCUGCAUCCCAGGACCUGCUCCCUGCUCUACAGCAUCUCUUGCCUCCUCGACGCCCUCGAUGGCUACGCCGCCCGCGCCUUCGAGCAAUCGACCCGCUUCGGCGCCGUCCUCGACAUGGUCACGGACCGAUGCACCACCUCUUGCCUCCUCGUCUUCCUCUCCUCCGCCUUUCCACGUUGGGCCAUCAUCUUCCAAGGCCUCAUUGCCCUCGACUUCUCCAGCCACUACAUGCACAUGUAUACCACACUCGUCGUUGGCGGCGCCGAUUCGAGCCACAAGAACAUCGACAAGAGCCAGAGCUGGCUCUUGAACCAAUACUACUCCAACAAGAAUGUCUUGUUCGUCUUCUGCGCCCUCAACGAGCUCUUCUUCAUCGCCCUCUACCUCCUCUCCUUCUCGUCCCCGCUUCUGUCCUCCCACCUCAUCAAAAGCGUCGAGGAAUCGAGUGGAGGCUUCAUCCAGCCUGGCGCGCCCGUCAACACCUCGCUCCUGAGGCAGCUGUUCCCGGACCCCUUCAGCGCCGCCGCCCUCGAGAUCGCCCGCGCCAACAAGAUGGACUCGGCUGUGCCCUGGGCUCUCGCGGGCAUAAGCUUUCCCAUCAUGGCCGCGAAACAGUUCAUCAACGUCGUCCAGCUUGUCAAAGCGAGCAAGCUGCUGGCUGUCGUCGACGUCAAGUCCAGGAAGGCCAAAGGUCUGCCUCGCAAGGCAAAGAACGCGUGA